AUGCAAAAGGAACAAAGUAGAAUAUCCUAUAAUGGAAUCCAAAAUGGCGGAUUAGUUAAGCCACCGGUCUUCAUACCCAGAGUGAUACCGAGAUCACCAUCUGUACCAUCCUUACAAAAUGAUAGAUCCUUUAAUGCACUUAAUGCAAGUGACCCCAUGUUAAACAGACCAUUGUUUGAAGAUUCUACAAAAUUAACACCAUCUAAUAAGACGCGAUUGGAACCGGAUUUUAAUCCAUCUCCUGUACAGGGAUCUCCUUCAACAAUUGGUGGUAAUUCUAAUUUAAGUGUUAUUGACAUGUAUGGCGAUGACACAGAAUCUCAAAUGGCAUCUGAAGAAUCUGAUGAUUCUCCACGUACGAAUAGCUAUACCCCAAUUAAUGAAAUAUCCGAUAACAGUAAUAUAAUAGAUGACAAAAAUAUACCCCAAUUAAUGCAUAGACUUUCAUUGUCUGACACUACAAAUAAAACCAACAACGAAGAUAACGAUGAUGAGUAUCAUAAACAACCAAUCCCCAAAUCUCCAAGGGUAAACAUAUCUAGUAAGGAUGCUGAAAAUUUCGAUCGUUACGGGUUUAAGAAACAAACUACAUAUAUAACAGAACAAGAAUACGAUGUAUGGUGGAAAGAAUACUAUCAAUAUUGUAACAGAAGGAAGAACAAAUGGAUACAAUUAAUGGAAAAAUAUGAUCUUUCGACUAAAGAUGAAUCUAUUAGAAGGUUUCCUCCAAAGAGUGAAAAAUUGAAAAGAUAUGUUAGAAAAGGUAUACCUGCUGAAUGGAGAGGUAAUGCCUGGUGGUAUUUUGCCAAUGGUCAACAACUGUUGGAUGAAAAUCCAAGUACUUACCCUCAAUUACUCUCGAAAAUAGAUCAUAUAGAGACCUUACCAGAUAAAGAAACCAAAUAUCCCGAUCUGGAGAUUAUAGAACGUGAUUUAAAUAGAACGUUUCCCGAUAAUAUUCAUUUCCAAAGAGAAUCUUUUCAAAAUACCGAACCUGAAAUGAUUAAGUCGUUAAGAAGAGUCCUUGUAGCAUUCUCAUUAUAUAAUACAAAGAUUGGGUAUUGUCAAUCUAUGAAUUUUUUGGCAGGUCUCUUAUUACUGUUUCUAGACGAAGAAAAAUCCUUUUGGAUGCUCGUAUUACUUACAUCUAAAUAUCUUCCUGGUGUUCACAAUGUAAACUUAGAAGGUGUAAACAUCGAUCAAGGUGUAUUGAUGCUUUGCGUACAAGAAUAUUUACCUGCUAUAUGGGAAUAUGUUGUGCCUUCUGAGAAGAGCAAUACUAAUAAAACGAAUCUAAACAAAUUGAUGAAUUCCAGGUUUACACCUAAUCAUUCUCAUAAUAAAGAUCCGAAAAAUGAGUUCUUAUUCAAACUACCUCCCGUUACAUUAUGUACAGCAAGUUGGUUCAUGAGUUGUUUUGUAGGAGUAUUACCUAUAGAGGUUACAUUAAGGAUUUGGGAUUGUCUAUUUUAUGAAGGUUCCCAUUUCUUAUUUAAAGUCUCUUUGGGUAUUCUAAAAUUGAGUGAAGGAGAAUUGUUGAAAGGAAAACAUUCCAAUUCUUUAACACAUUACACUUUGAAUGGAAAUCAGAAUAAAGAAAGAUUAAAUAAUCCUGAAGAAAAUGAAAUGGAAUUAUUUCAAAUAGUGCAAAGUUUCCCCAAAAAAAUACUGAAUCCUAAUGAUAUAUUUGAGAAGAUUAUUUUCAAGAAAAGAAUAACAUUCAACAACCUAGACCAAGAUGAGAUUGAUAGAUGUCGAAAAUAUGUAACGGAACAAAGACAGAAACAUAUUCCUCUUUCUGAUAACAAGAAAUCUUUAAGUCAUACAAACAUAAACGACAAUUCCAAUUCAGAAAGAUCCGUAUCCUCUCAAAUAGGCGAAUCUGGAUAUAAGAGUCUUAAUGUCCAGAAAUCAAAAACGAUGAAGCAAGAACACAAAUCUGAUGAACAAUUAUCGGGAUCCCAAAGCGAAGGGUACGGUUUCAAAAGAAGCAUUACGUCAGUCAACUGGAAUAGUGGCCUAAAACAGAGAGUACGUCAAAUCAGGAGCAAAAAAGAUUAA
This is a messenger RNA of Maudiozyma saulgeensis, 2061 nucleotides long. The record is from the annotation of a GenBank genome assembly. Lineage: Eukaryota; Fungi; Ascomycota; Saccharomycetes; Saccharomycetales; Saccharomycetaceae.